ACUUAUUACAAAUUAUUAUUUGAUUUUUAUGCGCAUAAAGAACGGCAGUAGAAUUGGGACAUAAUUGUGAAAGCUAUAUUUAUUUUAAAAAAAACGUUUUUAUUUCAUAUGGUUAUAGUUGUAAGUAAGUUUUAAAAAGCAGAUUACUAAAGGAAUAUAUUAAUGACAUAUGAGCUUUCUACGUGCAUUCUAAAAAUGAUCUUAUUGUACAUCGUGAUUUUGUCGUCUGUUACCAUUCCAACAGUUAAAAGUCAAGGGGAUGCAGUAUGUGACUGUCAGGAAGUUGGAAUAUUAAAGGUUUUAGUACAAAAAGUGCUGUUUGAACAACAAAUGGAGUCUGCUAGAGUUAGUAGAUUAGAAGCGAGAAUAAAGACAUACGAGACAACUGGGCCAAUUCCAAAUGAUCGUCUGGCAAUGUUAGAAAAAAACGUAAACGAUAUCAAUAUGAAAUUUAAUAAAACAAUAACUGAGACAAAGGAAAAACAGAUAGGAUUACAGAAGGUGCUGAUCUCAGAGAAAAAAGAAAGAAACAAAUUAGUUUCAAGCAUGAAUAAAAUAGUAAAUGAAUACAAGGACACCAUUGAAACUUUCAAAGAAGCGAUGAACAAUACCAUCGACAAACGUUUCCAAGACAUAACUGCUGAACAAGUGAAAUAUAAGGACACCAUUGAAACAUUCAAAGUUGCGAUUAACAAAACCAUCCACAAACGUUUCCAAGACAUAACUGCUGAACAAGUGAAAUAUAAGGACACCAUUGAAACAUUCAAAGUUGCGAUUAACAAAACCAUCGACAAACGUUUCCAAGACAUAACUGCUGAACAAGUGGAAUAUAAGGACACCAUUGAAACGUUCAAAGUUGCGAUUGACAAAACCAUCGACAACCGUUUCCAAGACAUAACUGCUGAACAAGUGAAAUAUAAGGACACCAUUGAAACGUUCAAAGUUGCGAUUAACAAGACCAUCCACAAACGUUUCCAGGACAUAACUACUGAACAAUUGGUAUAUAAGGACACGGUUGAAACGUUCAAAGUUGCGAUUAACAAUACUAUAGACGAACGUUUCGAAGAUAUUACUGCCAUGCAAAUCAAGUACUGGGAAGAAAUUUCAUUAGAUCUUAUCACACUAAACGAGACGAGAUAUAUGGUAGAUACACUAGGUAAAAUAGUGGAAGGAGGCCAAGUUCGAUUAGUUAACGGCUCGAAUCAGUAUGAAGGGAGACUAGAAGUAUGGCGUGAUUGGUCUUGGAGAACAGUAUGCGAUGAUGGGUUUGAUACGCUAUCAGCAAGUGUUGUUUGUAGGAUGCUCAAUUUUCAACAUACUAAUCCUGUGGUAUUCAAGUCUUCUUACUUCGGCGCUGGAGCAUUUCCGUUACAUUUAGACAAAGUGAAAUGUUCGGAAACAGACACAAGAAUAUCUCAGUGUAUGCAUUCGGGUUGGGGAAAACAUAAUUGCAGUCACGACAGCGGUGUUGGCAUAUCAUGUACACCAGUUCGAUUGGUGAAUGGAUCAAAUCAGUAUGAAGGGAGACUGGAAGUAUGGCAUAAUGGGGCUUGGGGAACAGUAUGCGAUGAUGCGUUUAGUGAGAAGUCAGCAACUGUUGUUUGUAAGAUGCUGAAUUACCCACACUCUAACCCUAUGGUGUUAAGGUCCGCACACUUUGGCCCUGGAGCAUCACUAGUACGUUUACACGGUGUUUACUGUAAUGGAACUGAAACAAGCAUAACGCAAUGCCCGCAUAGAGAGUGGGGAAUAACUGAUUGUGAUCACCAUAAAGAUGUUGGCAUAUCAUGUACACCAGUUCGAUUGGUGAAUGGCUCACAUCCAUAUGAAGGGAGACUGGAAGUAUUGCAUGAUGGGUCUUGGGGUACAGUAUGCGAUGAUGACUUUACAGCGCAGUCUGCAACAGUUGUUUGCAAGAUGUUAAAUUAUCCACAUACUAAUCCUUUGGUAUUUAUGUCCGCAUAUUUCGGCGCCGGAAAAUUGCCAAUACACUUUGACGAUGUUGAGUGUUCGGGCACUGAGAUAAGCUUACUGCAAUGUUCACAUACAAGUUGGGGAUCAAAUAAUUGCAGUCAUAGUGAAGAUGUCGGCAUAUCAUGUACACAAGUGCGAUUGGUAAAUGGGUUUAACCAAUAUGAAGGGAGACUAGAAGUAUGGCAUGAGGAGUCUUGGGGAACAGUAUGCGAUGAUGAGUUUGGUACGCUGUCGGCAAGUGUUGUUUGUAAGAUGUUGGAAUAUCAACAUACUAAUCCCCUGGUAUUUGGGUCCGCAAAAUUCGGCGCUGGAAUAUUACCGAUGCAUUUGGACGAUGUUAAGUGUACGGGAACUGAAAUAAGCUUAUCUCAAUGUCCACAUAGAGAAUGGGGAUCUAAUAAUUGUGGUCAUGGUGAAGAUGUCGGCAUAUCAUGUACUCCUGUUCGGUUGGUUAACGGGUCAAGUCAAUAUGAAGGGAGACUUGAAGUUUGGCAUGAUGGGUCUUGGGGAACUGUAUGCGAUAAUGAGUUUGAUACACUGUCCGCAAGUGUUGUUUGUAAGAUGUUGAAUUAUCCACCAAAUAAUGCUCUGGUAGUCGGGUCUGCACACUUUGGCGCUGGCACAUUGUCAAUUCAUUUAGACGAUGUCAAAUGUACAGGAAAUGAAAACACCUUAUCUCAAUGUACGCAUAGGGGUUGGGGAACACAUAGUUGUAGUCACAACGACGUUGUUGGCAUAUCAUGUCCACCAGAUGUCCGAUUGGUGAACGGGUCAAAUCAAUUUGAAGGGAGACUAGAAGUUUGGCAUAAUAAGCGAUGGGGAACAGUCUGCCAUGAUCAUUUUGAUGAGCGCGAUGCAACUGUUGUUUGUAGGAUCCUGAAUUAUCCACAGACUAAACCCCAGGCAUUCCGGUCCGCACACUUCGGCGCUGGAUCAUUGCCGAUACAUUUAGAUGAUGUUCAAUGUAAGGGAACUGAAACAAGCUUAAUUCAAUGUCUGCAUAGAACUUGGGGAGAACAUAAUUGUGUUCAUGGUGACGAUGUUGGCAUAUCAUGUACACCAGUUCGGUUGGUUAACGGAUCAAGUCAAUAUGAAGGGAGACUUGAAGUUUGGCAUGAUGGGUCUUGGGGAACUGUUUGCGAUAAUGGGUUUGAUACACUGUCAGCAAGUGUUGUUUGUAAGAUGCUGGAUUAUCCACCAAAUAAUGCUCUGGUAUUCGGGUCUGCAUACUUUGGCGCUGGCACAUUGUCAAUUCAUUUAGAGUAUGUCAAAUGUACAGGAAAUGAAAACACCUUAUCUCAAUGUACGCAUAGCGGAAGGGGAAUACAUAAUUGUAGUCAAAACGACGUUGUUGGUAUAUCAUGUCCACCAGAUGUUCGAUUGGUGAACGGGUCAAAUCAAUUUGAAGGGAGACUAGAAGUUUGGCAUAAUAAGCGGUGGGGAACAGUCUGCCAUGAUGAUUUUGAUGAGCGUGAUGCAACUGUUGUUUGUAGGAUCCUGAAUUAUCCACAGACUAAUCCUCUGGUAUUCCCGUCCGCAAACUUCGGUACGGGAACAUUACCGAUACAUUUAGAUGAUGUUGGUUGUAAGGGGACUGAAACAAGCUUAAUUCAAUGUCCCCAUAGAAUUUGGGGAGAACAUAAUUGUGCUCAUAGUGACGAUGUUGGAAUAUUAUGUCAACCAGUUCGAUUGGUGAAUGGCUCAAAUCCAUCUGAAGGAAGACUGGAAGUAUGGCAUGAUGGAUAUUGGGGAACAGUGUGCGAUGAUGACUUUACAACGCUGUCUGCAACUGUUGUUUGCAAGAUGUUAAAUUAUCUACAUACAGAUCCUUUGGUUAUAAUGUCCGCAUACUUCGGCGCCGGAAAACUGCCAAUACACGAUGUUAAUUGUACAGGAACUGAGAUGAGCUUACCGCAAUGUCCACCUAGAAGUUCGGGAUCAAAUAUUUGUAGUCAUAGAGAAGAUGUCGGCAUAUCAUGUACAAAAGUUCGACUGGUUAACGGAUCAAGUCAAUAUGAAGGGAGACUGGAAGUAUGGCAUGAUGGGUCGUGGGGAACAGUGUGCGAUCAUGAGUUUACAGCACUGUCAGCUCGUGUUGUUUGUAAGAUGCUGAAUUAUGAAGUUUCUGUUCCUGUGGUAUAUGGGUCCGCACACUUUGGCGCCGGAACACUACUAAUACAUUUGGACGAUGUAAAUUGUACAGGCUCUGAAUUAAGCAUAUUUGAUUGUCCGCAUAGUGAUUGGGGAUCAAAUAAUUGUGGUCAUGGUGAAGAUGUCGGCAUAUAUUGUGCUCCAGUUCGAUUGGUUGACGGGUUAAGUCAAUACGAAGGUAGACUGGAAGUAUGGCAUGAAAACACUUGGGGGACAGUUUGUGAUGAUAAUUUUGGAACGCAAUCAGCAAAGGUGGUUUGUAAGAUGCUAAAUUAUCCAUAUACUAGCCCUGUGGUACACUACGAAGCACACUUUGGCAGGGGAACAGGACCAAUAUUUUUAGAUGAGGUUCAGUGUAUAGGAAGUGAAACAAGCUUAUUUCAAUGUUCGCAUGAUGGUUGGAGAAUACAUGAUUGUGACCACGGUGAAGAUGUUGGCAUAUCGUGUAAAUAAGGGUUAUGGAGUUAUAUUUUUCCGGGCGAGACUGAAAGAUAUUAAGCGGGUAUAAUUUCAUACUCCACGUUUUAUCUUCAAUUUAUACUUUGCUUUAUUAUACAAACAUGUAUAGCCAAUAUUAGUUCGCCCCAUAAUUUUCACAGGUGUAUAACUGUAUGUCAUCAAACAUUCAAACAAUAUGUAUGCAUUUAUAUCAUUUUUUGUUUUUGAAGCACUUGAUGAAAACUUUUACUUUCAUCCAAUAGGUCCUACAAUGUAAUGUGCCCUUAAUAUCAUACGAUAAAUGUAUGCAACGUAAAAUGUUUAAUAGACAUAAAACAGUCAAAUGAUUUGUGUUUCGUGACAUGAUUGUUGUUAACUACCAAAUGAAUACAUACAAAUAGAUGUUACUAAAUUGUUUAAGACACAUAUAACAAGCAUUGAGUCGAAUCAAAUUUUCAUUCCGAUAUUUAAUAUAGAAUAAUAUUUACAUAAAUAAUUUAUUGCAAGAAUAAUGCUUAUUGUUCACAAAAAAAUAACGCAUGAAAAAAUAAAAUUGUGAAGUUUUGAGAUUUCUUCUUGUCAACAUGCUCAUAAGUAAGCUAAAGAAGUCGAGAACCAUCAUAUUUAGUCAUAUCUUGUCAAUAAUUUCCUGUUAAUCAUGUUACUUACAUUUUAGCUCACCUGUCACAAAAUGACAUGGUUAGCAUUUGUGAUUACUUUUCGUCCGGCGUCCGUCCGUAAACUUUAACUGUAAACGACAUCCUCUCAUAAACCACUAAGUCAAUGUCAUCCAAACUUUACAGAAAAGUUCCUUGGGUGGUCAUCUUUGAAAAUUGUUUAAACAAAUGGAAUUCCAUGCAGAACUCUGGUUGCCAUGGCAACGGAAAGAAAAACACUUAAAAUCUUCUUUAAAAGCUCCAAAGUGCUAGAGCUUAGAUAUUAGCAUGCAACAUCUGCAAAUAGGUCUCUACCAAGUUUGUUCAAAUAAAAGCCCUGGGGUCAAAAUUGGCCCUGCCCCAGGGGGGUAAUUUAUUUAUGUUAUAUGUAUAUAGAAAAAUAAUCUUCGUUUCUACUAUAUAGACUUUAACUUAGAUAUUUGGUAUGAAACAUUGUCUCGUGGACAUCUUAAAAAAUUGUUCAAAUUAUAGUCCUCGGGUAAAAAUUGCACCGCCCCGUGGAACAUUGAUUUACAUUAUAUGUAUAUAGUAAAAAAAAUAAACAUAAAUAUCUUAAUCUACAAGAGCUGAAGCUUAGUUUCCAUAGCAACUUUAGUCCAUAGUGACUUUUUAGCAGCCAUUGACGUUUCAUAGCAAACUAUAAAUAUUCAUAGCAACCAGCAAACAUUAACUUUCCAUACAACACGUGAAUCUACCAUUGAAUUUCAUCGCAGGGAAACCAUUUAUUUUGCGUAGCAAACAGUGACAUCUUAUGGAACUGUUGUUUUCACUUAGCAAUAGCAACCAGUAACGUUAAACUCUGUAAUAUCAAUUUAAGAUUUAGAUUUUAUAUCUGCUUUUAUUUAUAGUUUACAAUAUUACUUGUUCCUUGUCGUGGAGAGCAUACAUAUUCAGGUGAGCGAUAUUAGGGCUAUCAUGGCCCUCUUGUUUCUUUUAUUUUAUAUAAUUUGUGUAUAUUAGUUAAAUUAACAUUAGGAAACUUCAAUUUUCAUUAUUGCUAAGCUCGGUCCCUUGUUUACAAAGAAAUUCUAAGGGUCAGGAAAAAAAUAUUACUGAUUUUAUAAG
Molecule: messenger RNA, 6305 nt
Organism: Ruditapes philippinarum (Manila clam)
Lineage: Eukaryota; Metazoa; Mollusca; Bivalvia; Venerida; Veneridae
Product: deleted in malignant brain tumors 1 protein-like
Exons: 25
Coding region: 163-4578 (1471 amino acids)
Cellular component (GO): dendrite; synaptic cleft; terminal bouton
Source: RefSeq, a predicted model, not a curated record